Messenger RNA from Lichtheimia ornata, 1377 nucleotides. Its product is annotated as NADH-ubiquinone oxidoreductase 49 kDa subunit, mitochondrial. Lineage: Eukaryota; Fungi; Mucoromycota; Mucoromycetes; Mucorales; Lichtheimiaceae. The transcript is spliced from 6 exons. Gene Ontology annotation, biological process: mitochondrial electron transport, NADH to ubiquinone. Gene Ontology annotation, molecular function: quinone binding; NADH dehydrogenase (ubiquinone) activity; NAD binding. Bases 1 to 1377 code for a protein of 458 amino acids. The record is from RefSeq and is a predicted model, not a curated record.
AUGUCGUUUGCCACGAAAAUGUGGGCGCGUCGACUCGCCACCGCCGCUCGCCCUGCCUUCACAGCUAAUCGAAUGACACCUGCUCUUCGUCCCAUGCGUCAAUGGCGUGGCAUGGCUGCUGUCGCUGGUCAACAAACUAUCGAUAACAUUCCCACCACCACCAUCACCGAAGACAACGACUUUGGCGUUGGCGAAGAAGAAGGUGAAUCCAAGAUGCGCAACUUUACCGUCAACUUUGGUCCUCAGCAUCCUGCCGCUCACGGUGUGUUGCGUCUUAUUUUGGAGUUAAACGGUGAAGAAAUCGUUCGAGCUGAUCCCCAUAUUGGUCUUUUGCAUCGUGGUACUGAGAAGCUUAUCGAAUACAAGACAUAUCUUCAGGCGCUUCCUUACUUUGAUCGUCUUGAUUACGUUUCCAUGAUGACCAACGAACAAGCCUACUCUCUCGCCGUCGAAAAGUUGCUCAACAUUGAAGUCCCUGAACGUGGUCAAUACAUCCGUACCAUGUUUGGUGAAAUCACUCGUAUUCUCAAUCACAUCAUGGCUGUCAUGUCUCACGCUAUGGAUGUUGGUGCUUUGACUCCUUUCUUGUGGAUGUUUGAGGAACGUGAAAAGCUUAUGGAAUUCUAUGAACGUGUCUCUGGUGCUCGUCUCCAUUCAGCCUACGUACGCCCUGGUGGUGUUGCAUACGACCUUCCCAUUGGUAUCUUGGAUGAUAUCCAUGACUGGGCCUUGCAAUUUGGUGACCGUGUCGAUGAAGUCGAAGAAAUGUUGAGCGGCAACCGUAUCUGGCAAAUCCGUACCGAACGUGUUGGUGUUGUCACUACCCAAGAAGCCAACGAUUGGGGUUUCUCUGGUGUCAUGGUUCGUGGUUCCGGUAUCAAGUGGGAUAUCCGUAAGUCUGCUCCCUAUGAUGCCUACGACAAGGUUGAAUUUGAUGUCCCCAUCGGCAAGAACGGUGACUGCUUUGAUCGUUACCUCUGCCGUAUCGAAGAAAUGCGUCAAUCCCUUCGUAUCAUCGGUCAAUGUGUCAAUCAAAUGCCCACUGGUCCCUUCAAGGUUGAUGACUGGAAGAUUGCUCCCCCACCCCGUGCUGCUAUGAAGGAGAACAUGGAAGCUUUGAUUCACCACUUCAAGCUUUAUUCGGAAGGUUACUCUGUUCCCCAAGGCGAGACCUACAGUGUCAUUGAAGCCCCCAAGGGUGAAUUCGGUGUCUUUUUGGUUUCUGAUGGUGGCAACCGACCUUACCGUUGCAAGAUCAAGGCACCUGGUUUCAACCACUUGCAAGGAUCUGAUUUCAUGUCCAGAGGCCAUUUGCUUCCUGAUAUGGUCGCCCUUAUUGGUACCAUGGAUAUUGUGUUUGGUGAAGUCGAUCGAUAA